CGUUGCACACUACGUUGUACACGCUAUCAAUCAGCAUUAUAAAUCGCACAAAUCCGUUUUAUGUUUUGGACAUAUUACGUGUUUAUAUUUAUAAAUAAAUGUAUAAUAAGACAAUAAAAUAUGUCACAUAAAUUUUAAUUCAUGUUCGUAUCAAGGGAUUCGAUUAAUGUGCGCUAAGUCAAGAUGUCAAAUGAGAUAGAUACGAGCUUAUUAAUAAUUGUGCUAGACGUAAAUCCCGUACAAAGAAUCGUAAAGCAAGAAACAAGGAUAUUAACGCAAUGUUUAGAUUCUACUAUCGUCUUCGCGAAUGCACAUUUGAUGCAAUCGUCGAACAAUCAACUUGCUGUGCUAGCAUGCUAUAGCCAUGGAGCAAAAUUUUUAUAUCCAUGUGAGAAAUCAUCAGAAAUCAGGCAAAUUGAUGGACAAUAUGAAAAAUUUACUAUGGUAGAACGUACUAUAAGACAGCAGUUACAACAAGUCAUCAAUGAAAUUUCUUUGGAUAAACCAUUGAAUGGAGAAAGCUUAAUGUCUGGCGCAUUAACUAUGGCAUUGUGUUACGUUGCAAGAUUAGAAAGGGAAAAGGUUGCUGGUGAAAAGUUGCAUUCAAGAAUGCUUGUAAUUACAGCCAGUAAUGAUUCGGCAAUACAAUAUAUGAACUACAUGAACAUAUUCUUCACUGCCCAAAAAAUGGGGAUAAUAUUGGACGUAUGUAGUUUAGAUCAAGAUUUGACCUUGCUUCAACAGGGCUGUGAUAUCACUGGUGGAAUUUACUUAAAAGUGCCACAGUUAAGUGGAUUAUUACAAUAUUUAUUGUGGAUAUUUUUACCAGAUCCAAACGUUAGGUCCAAAUUGGUACUUCCACCACCUGUGAAAGUAGAUUAUAGAGCAGCAUGCUUUUGCCAUCAAGAGCUCAUAGAUAUUGGCUAUGUAUGCUCCAUAUGUCUAUCAAUAUUCUGUAAAUUCAGUCCAAUAUGUACAACUUGCCAUAUUCAAAAUGCCAGGACCUAUACCUAUGAAAAUGAAGAAAAAGAAAAAGAAUAUAGAUAUAGUUCACUAAAGCUUGUAAUUAUAUUACCGAUAGAUAGAAUUUUUUAUUUAAAUAUAUCUAUUUUCUCACCAUAGAUAUUAUUUUCUUGUCACUAAAGAAAACUGUUACAGUCCCUUAUGAUAAAAUACUGUAUCUACAUGGCUCUUA
This is a messenger RNA of Ceratina calcarata, 1195 nucleotides long. It is a transcript of the gene Tfb4, whose product is annotated as transcription factor B4. Gene Ontology annotation, biological process: nucleotide-excision repair; regulation of DNA-templated transcription. The transcript is spliced from 6 exons. Gene Ontology annotation, cellular component: transcription factor TFIIH holo complex; transcription factor TFIIH core complex. Lineage: Eukaryota; Metazoa; Arthropoda; Insecta; Hymenoptera; Apidae. Bases 184 to 1122 code for a protein of 312 amino acids. The record is from RefSeq and is a predicted model, not a curated record.